Messenger RNA from Cornus florida, 1773 nucleotides. RefSeq names its product probable protein phosphatase 2C 10. Gene Ontology annotation, molecular function: protein serine/threonine phosphatase activity. The transcript has 6 exons. Gene Ontology annotation, biological process: protein dephosphorylation. The record is from RefSeq and is a predicted model, not a curated record. Bases 436 to 1278 code for a protein of 280 amino acids. Gene Ontology annotation, cellular component: cytosol; nucleus. NCBI's taxonomy places the organism in Eukaryota, Viridiplantae, Streptophyta, Magnoliopsida, Cornales, Cornaceae.
CAAAUCAACCAAACAAUGCCUCUGACCAGGUUGUAAACAAUGCUGAAUAAAUAAAGCAACAAAACCUACCAAAGUCAAAUAAGGGAAAACCCAAAUACCUCGACUUUUGACUGCCAUUUCUAGGUUUGCUUUGCACAGCGAUUCCAAGAACCCUUUCACCAACAAUAUCGAAACUACAAACUCCCUACAGCCUUCAUCAGUCCCUUCUUCAUAUUUAUACUACAAGUUCUCUUUCCCUAUAUAUAUAUAUAUAUAUAUAUCUAAAUUUUGUAUUAGGGGUUAGUCAGCAGCAAAUUCACUUCACAUACCCUUUAUUUUUUUUGUAUUUUCUUGGAAGAUUGGGUCUGGUGUAGAUCGGUUGUGGAAUUGAAGCUUUUGGAAGAAGAGGUAGAUGUUGAGUUGGUAGAGGAAGAAGCUGACUUGGGGCUUAAAUUUAUGGAUAAAUUCUGCUGCUUCGGCUCUCAGCUUCCAGGGGGACGGUCUUCACAUGGCUCUGGCAAAGGAAGAAGCCAUCAGGGGCCUAUCAAGUAUGGUUUUAGUUUAGUGAAAGGGAAAGCAAAUCACCCCAUGGAGGAUUAUCAUGUUGCUAAAUUUGUUCAGCACCAAGGACGUGAGCUUGGACUUUUUGCUAUUUUUGAUGGGCAUCUGGGAGAUAGUGUACCUGCAUAUCUACAAAAACAUUUGUUUCACAAUAUUCUGAAGGAGGAGGAGUUCUGGACUGAUACCACUAGGUCCAUUUCUAAAGCCUAUGAAAGAACAGAUCAAGCAAUUCUUUCACACAAUCCCGACUUGGGAAGGGGUGGCUCUACUGCGGUCACUGCAAUCCUUAUGAACGGUCGAAAGCUUUGGGUGGCCAAUGUUGGAGAUUCACGAGCAGUUCUUUCAAGGGGAGGACAAGCAAUACAGAUGAGUAUUGAUCAUGAGCCCAACACCGAGCGGGACAGCAUUGAAGACAAAGGUGGCUUUGUGUCAAAUAUGCCAGGUGAUGUUGCAAGAGUGAAUGGCCAACUGGCUGUUUCUCGUGCUUUUGGUGACAAGAACCUGAAAUCACACUUGCGCUCUGAUCCUGAUGUAAGAGCUGAUGAUAUUGAUGCGGAUACGGAUCUUCUCAUCCUUGCGAGCGACGGUUUAUGGAAGGUCAUGUCUAAUCAAGAGGCAGUAGACAUCGCAAAGAAGAUUAAGAACCCGCUGAGAGCAGCCAAGCAAUUAGCAGCUGAAGCAUUGAAUAGGGAGAGUAAAGAUGACAUCUCUUGCGUCGUUGUUCGCUUCAAGGUGUAGAAACAAGAGUUAAUCCCAGCAUGCAGGAUUUGUAUAUUAGGGAGGUUUCUGGUGCAUGGGAUGCAUUUCUAUACACCAACGCAAGUUUUUAUAAUCUCGUGGACUCCAACAUUAGCUUGGAAGUUACUCUGGGGCAGGUUAUAUAUCCCUUCCCAUCCUGUAACGUUUGUUUUGCUUCACUCAGGUUGUUCGGUUUGUUAUUUGCUUGAUUUCUACUGUGUAGAUUUAUACCAUUAGUCUCUCUGUAAUUUGCAUGGUGACUUCAAAACUGCACUCUUGGCAAACUUACUUUGGUGGUACAGUACAAAAUCUUCGUUUGGCUUCUCAGCUGGUUGAUCGAACAUGCUUUGAGCUUCUGUGGUUAAGGCAUUGAGUCAUGAAGAACCCAUCCAUAAUCUAUGUGGAGUUUUGAGUUAUUAGGUUGCAUUUUCUUUCCCAAUGUAAAACUCUAAUUCUUGAAUCCGUCAAAAUUUUAUUUUAUUUUAUUUUUGUCGA